AUGUUUGUUAAUUUAUCGCCCAUCAGAUACGCAACCCUAGCCGACGGGACAAUAGUUCCUCAUUGCCAACAAACAUUCUUUUGUGGCAUUGUCUCUCCCUAUGUUCGGUCCUUAGCUAUGUCACUCUCACUCAACUGCUUGGUUGUCGGUGAUGACCCCGAUCGGGUAUUCACUGUCGAAAUUCCGAAGAACAAAAAUGUCAGCAUCCUCAAAAAACUAAUCAAAGAGGAGAAGGCCCCUCACCUCGACCAUGUCGCCGCAUCAGAUCUCGACCUAUGGCGGGUCUCCUUUCCCAUCGACGAUCUUGAGACGGAACUGGGAAAUAUUGAUCUUGCUGGCUAUCCGAAGUUGUCGCCACCUAGCAAGAAAUUAAGCACAUUUUUCACGGAUGUCGCGGAUGAUUGUCUCCAUGUUAUAGCAAAGGUGCCAGAGGUCCAAACGGUCGUAGCUCUUGAUCCCACACAACUCCUUUCGCUCAACUGCUUUAUUCUCGGUGACGACCCCGAUCGGGUAUUCACUGUCGAAAUUCCGAAGAACAAAAAUGUCAGCAUCCUCAAAAAACUAAUCAAAGAGGAGAAGGCCCCUCACCUCGACCAUGUCGCCGCAUCAGAUCUCGACCUAUGGCAGGUCUCCUUUCCUAUCGACGAUCUUUCCUCCAAGAAUCCCCCGACUGUUGGACCAAAGUUGAGAGCGGAAAAGUUUUUGUUGGAUGCGUUCUCCUCGGAGCUUGAUGCCAAUCGUAUCCAUGUCGUUGCACGUGUUCCGGGCCAAGGUGCACCCUCUCCCAGCUCAGGGCCACCGCCAUCUGCAUAUAAAUUCCCAGUCCUAUCUGCCGACCAGGUCGGUCGGGACCGGGAGAAAUUCUGUAGCCAACGAAAGUCUGAAGCUCCUUCGAACGGUGGGAAUCCUCAAACAUUCCUCAACAGACAAGACAAGGCCGAUGGGUACAUUCCAUGUAAUCGGCCCUACGGUCGCCCCACGGCAUUGCCGCUGAGUCUGCUCCAUCCCAUAUUUGGGGAAUACGUCGAUGACGCCGAGAACUACGUGCCGACGACUGACGAUGUCCAAUUCUUUCUUGCAUUCGUGCAGGCCAUGGCGAAUAUCUACAAAGCGGAGGACGGUCGACGGGAAACUCUCCUGACCAUAUUCGACGACCAUAAGAUACCCAUAAAGCCAACGAUGAUUGGUAGAUUCACCACGGAUGGCGAUCUGUCAAUUGGUAAAUUCAGAUUUUUGAUCGCAGAAUUCAAGAAUGAAAUCGGGUCCACGGCCGCUGAGCCGUUUUUUCAAGCCAUCCUCUACUUCCUCGAGGCAACGCGGAACCUUGCCACUCAACAUCUUAAUUCCGUUCUACCAUGCAUGAUUGUACUCAUUUUUGGCCCUUAUGUCGCAUUUGCCGGUGCUGCAUGGACCGAUCGUCCGACCGUACAGAUGCUAUCCCCUGCCAUCCCCUGCCAUUAUCAGGAUACCGAUAUCAAGAUGGAGGGCAUGCUAGUGCGCCACCUUGGAGCUCUCCGACGCGCAAUUCAUGCUCUAGACACCUAUUAUCAGGAAUAUAGCGCCAAUCCAUCUUUUCCCCUGCGUAAUCCCACACAUCCAUAUCCAACCUCUUUUACAUCUUGGGAUGGUUCGGCAAAACGCUUCAUAUACCUUUUCCACAUGAAGGGUCGCAACCUGUUCUUUGGCCGUAUGGACGACAUCGAUGGCACUGCAAUCUGCAUUAAAUUUGUUGCUCGUUAUUGCAAAGAAGGUCACGAGUUUCUUGCUGCGAAAGGCUUUGCGCCGAAACUUCAUGCUGUCGAGCGCCUCCCUGGAGGAUUGUACAUGGUUGUGAUGGAUGAUGUCAGUGAGGAGUACAUCAGCUUGUUCAACUUGAUUCGAGACAAUCCGGAUUUCUUAUCGGAGGAGCAUCUGGGUGCUCGCAACUGUCUUUCGGAGAAAGUCGGACAAUGCUUGCGGCAAUUCCAUCAGGCUGGCUUUGUACACGGGGAUAUUCGCGAUACAAACAUCAUGGUGAAGACUCUGAAGUGGGGUGGUAAUGAUGGAUCCUUUCUGGUGGUAGAUUAUGAUUCAUCCGGUAGAAUAAAACAGGCGCGAUAUCCCCUCAAUUUAAAUACCACGUCCGUCCAACGGCCGGAGGGAGCAACUGGUGGGGCGGUUGUCGAGGCGGAGCAUGACCUGGAAAUGUUGGAUCAUAUCUGGGAUUCUUAA
Messenger RNA from Cyclocybe aegerita, 2211 nucleotides. The record is from the annotation of a GenBank genome assembly. NCBI's taxonomy places the organism in Eukaryota, Fungi, Basidiomycota, Agaricomycetes, Agaricales, Hemipholiotaceae.